AUGAUGAUGGUAUCUCUCCACCCAUUUCUCGUAUUAUGUGGCACUGACGUGAUUAACGAUGAAGACAAUGGUGGAUGGCACACGAACGAUGAGGAUCGCAUCCGAGUGUCAGCACGUUGUAAUUUGGAACGUCGGAAUGCCGAACAUCUGAGUCAAUCGGAUUUCCAGUCGCGUUAUGCUUUCAGUGAACCCGUUAUCAUAUUCAACGUCCAAAAUGAUCGGUUCCGUGAACGAACGCACAAAGAGACAAUGCUGAACGAGUGGGCCGAUGAAGCGGUCACGUUGAAUUCGGCGAAUACCUAUUCGUCUGCACGAGUCGCAUCAACAUUCGGUGACUAUGUGCGCGAAUUGAUGAAACCACAACUGCCGAACUCAUUGGGUAAUGAAACGUUGUAUUUAUUCGGCGAUAUUGAUCCGUAUCGAUGGGCACCAUUGCUCGACGAAUACAACCAACCGAAGUGGCAACUGCCUGAUCAUCAACCAGCACUGAGCUUUGGCAUUGCAGGCGCUGGCACUGGAGUGCCGUUUCAUUUUCAUGGACCUGUUUUUGCGGAGGUGAUUUAUGGUGCAAAGCAGUGGUUUUUGUAUCCGUUUGAGCAACAGCCCGAGUUCGAUCCUGAUAGAUCGUCACUGGACUGGUAUUUGAACGACUAUCCAAAAUUGGAACGAACGGAACGUCCUUUGGAGUGUUUACUUAAGCCUGGUGAGGUGAUCUAUAUUCCUGACAAAUGGUGGCAUGCCACACUCAACACGGAAACUUCUGUUUUCAUGAGCACUUUCUUGAGUCCAUCCAUGAACCUCGCUAGUUAA
Messenger RNA from Anisakis simplex (herring worm), 810 nucleotides. The record is from the annotation of a GenBank genome assembly. Lineage: Eukaryota; Metazoa; Nematoda; Chromadorea; Rhabditida; Anisakidae.